AGCUCGAUUCAAUCUCCUGCUGCAUUACUCUAAACAGUUUACAGCUGAGGGAAAAAAGAGAGAGAAAGGAAAAUGGAGAAGACGAUGGUGCUGAGAUCAUUAUAUCGGGCCUUUUGCCGCGGAUCUCUGGGUAUCUCCUCUUCCUCCAGCGGUAGCGCCGCUGCCGUCGUCGCCGCCGUGAACCACGUCCGCCACCUCCAUCUUAAUCGCCCUUCCAUUCCGACGUCUUCUUCCAAACCACUCGCUUCUGAUUUUCAGAAUCCUUUUACCAUGAGAAUUGGGAAUGCUCGUUAUUUUUCUGAAGAUGUGGCUCAUACACCUGACAUAAAAGACUCAGAGAUCGAAUGUGCAUUUAAGGACUUAAUGGCUGCAAACUGGGAUGAGCUUCCUCCAGCAGUUGUCCAUGAUGUGAAGAAAGCACUGUCUAAAAGAACUGAUGACAAAUCUAGUCAGGAGGCAUUGGCCAACGUGUUUCGUGCAGCAGAGGCGGUUGAGGAGUUCACUGGGAUUCUUACUUCAUUGAAGAUGGCAAUUGAUGAUAGCAUUGGGCUAAGUGGUGAGGAUGUGAAGCCAUUGCCAAAAGAAAUGGCUGAUGCACUAGAAACUGUCCACCAGCGCUAUGUUGCAUAUUUGGGCGCAUUUGGUCCAGAAGAGGGCUAUCUAAAAAAGAAAGUUGAGACUGAGUUAGGUACAAAAAUGAUACACCUAAAGAUGAGGUGCAGUGGCCUUCAUUCAGAGUGGGGAAAGGUCACAGUUCUUGGGACUUCUGGACUUGCUGGUUCUUAUGUUGAACAAAGAUCUUGAGUUUGAAAUAAGGAUUAUGGAGCCUGGUCUUUUGAUGUUUUCUUCCAUUGAAGAACAAUAUGGAGGGCCUAUUGUUGUUUUUAUGUCCUGAUGCUGUUGGCUUUAUAUAUGUUUCGACUUCUGUUAGCAAGUUUGACUACAAAUUUUGGAAGUUAUUAAUAAUGUCUAGCAAUGCGUGUAGAGAAAACUGGUGCAUCCGCGCCUAAUCAAUGUCUCUAUCCAUCAUUUCAGAUUCUAAUGUUUGCUCUUUCAGCUAAACUGUUUGCAAUUU
Molecule: messenger RNA, 1075 nt
Organism: Coffea arabica (coffee)
Lineage: Eukaryota; Viridiplantae; Streptophyta; Magnoliopsida; Gentianales; Rubiaceae
Product: succinate dehydrogenase subunit 5, mitochondrial
Biological process (GO): tricarboxylic acid cycle
Cellular component (GO): respiratory chain complex II (succinate dehydrogenase)
Source: RefSeq, a predicted model, not a curated record